AUCUAACAUAUUUUUGGAUCUAUAAGCAAUAUACUAUAAAGAAACAAGAGGCAGCCAAAAUUUCUAACAGCCAUCAAAAGAGAGUAAAAUAGUAAAAUGUCAGGUCAAAAUGCACCAAUCAAUCCCACCGGGGAUCCGUACCAGCUCCUCCAGAUAGUCCGAAACCCAGACGGCACGAUAACCAGAGCUCUCGAUAUUCCAGAAACCCCACCCACAUCUGAUCCCAGCCUUCCCAUUUCAGUUCUCUCCAAAGACAUCCCAAUUAACCAAUCAAACAACACCUGGGUCAGAAUAUAUCUACCUCGUGAAGCACUUGAUAGCUCCUCACACCUGAAGCUACCUCUUAUAGUUUAUUGCCAUGGGGGAGGAUUCAUCUUAUACAGUGCAGCCUCAUCUACUGUACAUGAUCAUUGUGUCCGCUUGGCCAAUGAACUACGUGUCAUCAUCGCAUCGGUCGAGUACCGCCUCGCCCCGGAGCAUCGGCUCCCGGCGGCUUAUGAUGAUGCUGUGGAAGCGUUGUACCGGAUCAAAACCACCCAAGAUGAUUGGUUGACAAAGUACGCUGAUUUUUCAAACUGUUUCAUCAUGGGCAUGAGUGCUGGGGGAAACAUAGCCUACCGUGCAGGACUACGUGUAGCUGCGGAAGCUGACCAUCUCGGGCCUUUGAAUAUCCGAGGGCUGAUAUUGCAACAACCAUUCUUUGGUGGGACCCAAAGGAGUGAGUCAGAGUUGAGGUUGGUCAACGAUCCAACGUUGCCACUGUGUGUUACUGAUCUGAUGUGGGAGUUGUCUUUGCCAAUUGGGGUUGACCGUGAUCAUGAGUAUUGCAAUCCAACGGUGGGAGGUGGGUCUAAGCUGUUGGAAAAUAUAAGGUUGCUGGGAUGGAAGGUUUUGGUGACUGGUUGUGAUGGGGACCAUUUGUUUGAUCAUCAGGUUAAGCUGGUGAAGCUGUUGGAGGAACAUGGUGUACACGUGGUGGGUCAUUUCGGUGUUGGAGGUUGCCAUGGGGUGGAUUUUCAUGACUCCUCUAGGGGCAAGGCAUUCUUGGAGCAAGUUAAGAAUUUUAUAUUAAUUUGAUUACACAAAUGAUUAUGUUUUUUUUCUUCUAAGCCAUGAGUCAUGGUGAUUAUUGAUUUAAUUGUGUUGCGUAAUGGUGGAAUUCUAGAUUAAAAAUGGCCCUUCCUUUCUUUGGUAAUUUUGACAAAAGGUGGAGCAUGACACGGAGACAAAAAGUGUGAAAGAAAAUUAAUUUUAAAAAUAAAAAUGUGAAGAGUGAUUCAAUCA
This is a messenger RNA of Quercus robur (English oak), 1284 nucleotides long. RefSeq names its product carboxylesterase 1-like. Gene Ontology annotation, molecular function: hydrolase activity. The record is from RefSeq and is a predicted model, not a curated record. The coding region runs from base 97 to 1077 and encodes 326 amino acids. The transcript has 2 exons. Lineage: Eukaryota; Viridiplantae; Streptophyta; Magnoliopsida; Fagales; Fagaceae.